UUAAUACAAACUGUUAGAAAUGUUGUUUCUGUAAAUAGAGAAAUACAGUUUUUGAAUCAGGUCAGUAGAUACCUGUAAUAUUCUCAUUCUCAUAGUCGUGACUAGGCAAGAGUCUUCUUGAAGCAAGCAGGAAUAUCUGGAGGAGUAUCAUCUGAACUGAAAUCUGCUGCUGUGAAGAUGCUGUUUGUUAAAGAGGAGAGUGAGGAGAACACGAGUGAACCAGAAACCUGGAGAAUAAAACACGAGGAACCAGAGCCCCGGAGAAUAAAACAGGAGGAACAAGGAGAGUUGAUUGAAGAUAAUGAGGAGAAAGAAGAAUUGAGUGAAGUUGAGGAGAAAAAUCAUGUCAAAAGUGGAGAGGAUCCAUUCACUUGUGAUCAGUGUGGGAAGAGUUUCACUCAAUCAUCAAACCUUAAGAGACACAUUAAUAUUCAUACGGGAGAGAAAGUGUACACAUGUGAUCAAUGUGGAAAAAGUUUCACACAAUCAUCACACCUUAAGAGACACAUGAACAUUCACACUGGAGAGAAACUGUACACUUGUGAUCAAUGCAGCAAAACAUUUUUGUGGGCUUCAGAACUGAAGAAUCACCUGCGAGUUCAUACGCUUGAAUCUUUUGUAGAACUGUAG
Messenger RNA from Sinocyclocheilus grahami, 630 nucleotides. RefSeq names its product zinc finger protein 22-like. The coding region runs from base 178 to 630 and encodes 150 amino acids. Lineage: Eukaryota; Metazoa; Chordata; Actinopteri; Cypriniformes; Cyprinidae. The transcript is spliced from 3 exons. The record is from RefSeq and is a predicted model, not a curated record. Gene Ontology annotation, biological process: regulation of transcription by RNA polymerase II. Gene Ontology annotation, molecular function: DNA-binding transcription factor activity, RNA polymerase II-specific; RNA polymerase II cis-regulatory region sequence-specific DNA binding.